AUGUCAUCUAGAAGAGAAAACGAAACGUUUGCACAAAAACCAGACAGCUCGGCAAACCAACCAACGACUCCAUCCAACCUAGCUAGCUUGGAUGGCUCAAUGCAUUCCAUUCUUCCCAGGACUGUGGAUGAUACACCACCACACAGCAGUGUUGGGAGUUGUUAUACAUGGGGCCGAGGAGCGUUCAGAACUUUCCAGGAUGACUUUUUUUAUUUCACAUCCAAAUGCAACUUCAUACUGAGCCGUCAGUGCAAAGGUACUGCAGAGGAUUUUAACAUCCAGAUUCGCAGGGGUGCAAAUGGCAAUCUGGAACACAUCCACAUCCUGAUCGAAGGUGUCUCUGUUAUUACAGAGAAUGAAACAGUUAGAGUUAAAGAUUUGACUAUAAAACUGCCGUAUGAUGAUAAGAUCAUUGCUAUCCAGAAAUAUGGCAUUUACACAAGAAUUUCCAACAGGAAGCAUACGAUAUCUGUUAUCUGGAAUCUUCGGGAUUCAUUGUCGGUAACUCUUGAUACUAAAUAUAAAAAUCAAACUUGUGGCCUUUGUGGAAAUUUUCAAGAAGGAACUGGAAUCAAUACUGAUUCUGACAAUGCUGUAUAUAACAUCAUGGUUGCGAAUCAGCUGGAUGUUCUGGGUCAAGCAUGUGUUAAUGACCAUCCUUCAAGUUCAACAUGCUCAGCAGCUAAAACAAAAGCUUGGACUGUAAAAGUUGAGCUGCGGCCAUGUCAGAUCGCAUUUAAACAAACAUGUUUACAGCGUGUGGUGCUCACCCACAAUCAGACGUCAUAUACAUUCAGUAAUGAUGGCAAUGUUUAUUCUGAAGGGAAUAAAGUUGGACUUCCCCUAGCAAAAGGUGAUGUGAUAAUAUUUCAACAGUCCUCAAUGUUCAUUCAAGCAGCAAUUGGUUCUGGUAUGAAGAUGCAAGUACAGACAUCUCCCAUCAUGCAUCUUUACAUCUCACUGCCUGAAGCUGCCCAGGGAAGUACAAAAGGACUAUGUGGCACUUUCAAUGACAAUACAAAUGAUGACUUCCUAUCUGCACAUAACAUUGUGGAAGAUGCACCUCUUACUUUUGCUAAUUCCUGGGAAGUUGAAAGCCAUUGCACUGGAACAUCAAUAUUUGAUCCAUGUGUUAGUUCAGAUAAUGAUAACUCAUGCAGUUACUCUCAGGUUUUUGAGAAUGACAUGAGAGCGUGUAACCGUACCUGUAGAUCAUUAUCAGAGAAUGAUUAUACCUGUCGUGUUCAGGAUGUCCCGGUUUAUGGUUGUGGCUGUCCUAAGGGAAAGUAUAUGGAUGAAAGCAGAGUCUGUGUGGACAGCUCUGACUGCCCGUGUUAUGCUGCAGGGCUACUUCUGGAAAAAGGGCAGAGUAUUAAUAUGCACGGCCGAUCUUGCAUUUGCCAAGGUGGAAAACUUCAUUGCUCCCCAGUAACAACAACCUCCCGGCCUCCAGGUUGUCCGCAUGGGAAAGUGUUCAUUAAUUGUAAAAGUGAAGGUGCCCCUUCCACUGAAUACUCGUGUGAGAGAACGUGUCGAACUCUAAACACACCAUGCAGUCCAUGCGUUCCUGGCUGUGUCUGUCCAUCUGGUCUUGUGGAAGAUAAUGAUGGAAACUGCAUUCAUCAUGAAAACUGUUCUUGUUUAUUUAGUGGUGAAUUUUACAGAAAUGGCAGAGAAAUUCAAAGAGAUUGUAAUAAAUGCACAUGCCAGGGAGGGACAUGGAAUUGUACUCGUAAGGAAUGCCCGAAGACCUGUGAAGUUUAUGGUGACGGCCACUAUGUAACUUUUGAUGGAAGAAGAUAUGUCUACGAUGGAAACUGUGAAUAUAUUUUCGUUGAGGACCAAUGUAAUCGUCGAAAAGGCACAUUCCAAAUACUGAUUGAAAGUGUUCCCUGUUGUGAAAGGGGAAUGACUUGUUCAAGAAAUAUCAGGAUUUUAUUUGAGGGUAAGGAACUCAUUCUAACUGAUAACCAUGUGGAAACAAUUGAGAAGUUUACAAAUCAAACCCAGUGCCCAAAUGAGUUUUAUUCUCACCACACCGUUGGGCUGUAUUUGAUCCUGAAAUUUUCUCAUGGAAUCACCGUGAUAUGGGACAAAAGCACAAGGUUUUCAAUCACACUGGAUUCAAGAUGGAAAAACAAUGUGUGUGGUCUGUGUGGGAAUUUCAAUGAUGAUGUUUCAGAUGAUCUGACAACAAAAAGCAACUCCUUGGUGACCAGCGCAGUGGAAUUUGGAAAUAGUUGGAAAUCUAUGGCCUGCUCAGAUACAGUCAAUCAAACAUCACCAUGUGAUAGAAACCCUUAUUGUUUAGCAUGGGCACACAGGAAGUGUGGCAUAAUUAAAAAUGUUGUGUUUCAAGCAUGCCAUGGAAAGGUUGACCCAACUCCAUUCUAUGAUGCCUGUGUCCAGGAGGCUUGUGCCUGUGAUUUGGAAGGGAAAUACCUGGGUUUCUGUACCGCUGUAGCAGUGUAUGCAGAAGCUUGUAAUAAAGCUGGUGUUUGUGUUGACUGGAGAACACCAGAACGAUGUCCUGUGUAUUGUGAUUACUAUAACACACCUGGUGAAUGGAGUUGGCACUAUCAGCCAUGUGGAACAUUAACAACAAAAACAUGCUCAGAACAUAGCAUUGGAAAGAAGUACUCUGCAAUUCUUGAAGGUUGUUAUGCAAACUGUCCAGAGAAUGCUCCUUACCUGGAUGAAAACAAAAUGAAGUGUGUGAACAUGUCUGGUUGCACUUGUUAUUAUAAUGGAAAAAUACUGGAACCCGGUGAACAAAGCAAUGACUGCAUACCUGCGUGA
Molecule: messenger RNA, 2799 nt
Organism: Rhincodon typus (whale shark)
Lineage: Eukaryota; Metazoa; Chordata; Chondrichthyes; Orectolobiformes; Rhincodontidae
Product: mucin-19-like
Exons: 22
Coding region: 1-2799 (932 amino acids)
Cellular component (GO): extracellular matrix
Molecular function (GO): protein binding
Source: RefSeq, a predicted model, not a curated record